Molecule: messenger RNA, 588 nt
Organism: Linum trigynum
Lineage: Eukaryota; Viridiplantae; Streptophyta; Magnoliopsida; Malpighiales; Linaceae
Source: the annotation of a GenBank genome assembly
AUGGGCAGUGGUUAUUUUGGAGAGCCAAACAUGGGAAAUCAUUACCAUGAAAGGGGAGGAAGUGGUGGGUCGUCGUCGUCGAGAAAGGGGAAGAAGAAGAAGAAGAACAACAACAGUAGUUCAUCAUCAGAGAAGCCGAAGCAGCCACAGAGAGGGCUCGGCGUUGCUCAGCUGGAGAAGAUCAGGCUAACUGGUCAACUGGCCGGCGGUUGCACCACCACCACCAAUAACAACAACAAAAACAACUAUUAUCAUCAUCACCACCCUUCUUCCUUCUCUUAUGGCUACAACCAAAACAUCAUGGGGCAGAUGGGAAUUGGAGAUUACGAGAGAACGAACGAUAUGAUCAGAUAUUAUGGCGAUUCAUCACAACGACCUACAACUGUUGCAAGUUGGAAUAUGGACAGCAGCAUCUACGAGUCGCAUCAUAAUCAGCAGCAUGGCGGAACGAAGCAACUUUUCAAUCUACAUGAGGCGACAUCAAGGAGCAAGAAGCACAGGAGUGAUUAUUCAAAUGGGUCGAGCAGUCAGAACUCCGAAUCCAGCGACGGUCAAGAACUCGACCUGGAGCUCAGGCUGUCUCUUUGA